Colletotrichum acutatum is the source of this 381-nucleotide messenger RNA. RefSeq lists its product as uncharacterized. NCBI's taxonomy places the organism in Eukaryota, Fungi, Ascomycota, Sordariomycetes, Glomerellales, Glomerellaceae. The record is from RefSeq and is a predicted model, not a curated record. The coding region runs from base 112 to 348 and encodes 78 amino acids. The transcript has a single exon.
UAUUUAAAUGCUGAAAGGACCGUGUAGUGGGCUGGCGCUCUCCACAUUCGGUAGAGAAUCGAGACUUCGUUCUGACGUUGGAAGUCCGUAAAGACGAUCCAACCACAGUCUAUGCGGAAACGCAGGUUUCUAGUCCUCUCCAUCAAUUCGAUUCGCACACUGGCAGGAGUCCGAAUAGGGCAUUGUCUGACGAGGUCAAGUUGGGGAUCGGGGAGUCCUCUACCGGUCAGAAUUGCCCGAUUGAGCUCCGGAUGGGUCCGCCGAGAACCGGCCCCAUACGGAGAUGCUCGUCGUCACAGAAUCUCUUCCCCUCCAGCUGAUCACCUGGGGAAAUAUCUUGACUUAUGAGUUGAUAUUCGGCGACGAACGUAGAAAUCGGAC